UCAUUUCUACCAAUUCAACAAUGGCCCUUGAAUAUUCUUCAUCCUACUCCUUGCUCCCCCAACUCAUCAUCACUCCUUACUUCUUCAUAUUUCUCCUUUUCAUUUUGUACUCAAUAUCAUUAUUCCAUGUCACUUUUACAUCUGCCUCUACACCUACCACUUCUCUUUUGAAAGUUGAACAAGAUCAAGAAGCACUCACUCUUCUAACAUGGAAGGCUAGUCUUGAUAAUCAAACCCAAUCUUUCCUCUCUUCUUGGUCUGGACGCAAUUCUUGCCAUCAUUGGUUUGGAGUGACUUGUCACAAGUCAGGAAGUGUCUCCGAUUUAGACCUUCACAGUUGCGGUUUGAGAGGUACACUCCACAAUCUCAAUUUCUCUUCACUCCCUAACCUUCUCACUCUUGAGUUGUCAUCUAACAAUCUCAUUGGUCCAAUCCCUCCUUCCAUAGGAAACUUGAGAAACUUAACCACUUUGCAUCUUUUUAAGAACGAGCUUUCUAGUUCCAUCCCUCAAGAAAUUGGAUUGUUAAUAUCUCUUAAUGAUCUUCAAUUGUCAACUAACAAUCUCACUGGUCCAAUCCCUCCUUCCAUAUGUAACUUGAGAAACUUAACCACUUUGCAUCUUUUUAAGAACGAGCUUUCUAGUUCCAUCCCUCAAGAAAUUGGAUUGUUAAUAUCUCUUAAUGAUCUUCAAUUGUCAACUAACAAUCUCACUGGUCCAAUCCCUCCUUCCAUAGGUAACUUGAGGAACUUAACCACUUUGCACCUUCAUAGAAACAAACUAUCCGAUUCUAUUCCUCAAGAAAUUGGAUUGUUGACAUCACUUAAUGAUCUUGCCUUGGCAACUAAUAGCCUCACUGGCCCAAUCCCUCCAUCCAUAGGAAACUUAAGAAACCUAACCUCUUUGUACCUUCAUACAAACAAACUAUCUGGUUCCAUCCCUCAGGAAAUUGGAUUGUUGACAUCACUUAAUGAUCUUGAAUUGUCAAAUAAUAUUCUCACUGGUCCAAUCCCUCCUUCCAUAGGUAACUUGAGGAACUUAACCACUUUAUAUCUUUUUGAGAAUGAGCUUUCUGGUUCCAUCCCUCAAGAAAUUGGAUUGUUGACAUCACUUAAUGAUCUUGAAUUGUCAAAUAAUAGUCUCACUGGUCCAAUCCCUCCUUCCAUAGGUAACUUAAGGAACUUAACCACUUUAUAUCUUUUUGAGAAUGAGCUUUCUGGUUCCAUCCCUCAGGAAAUUGGAUUGUUGACAUCACUUAAUGAUCCUGAAUUGUCAAAUAAUAGUCUCACUGGUCCAAUCCCUCCUUCCAUAGGUAACUUGAGGAACUUAACCACAUUAUGUCUUGAUGAGAACGAGCUUUCUGGUUCCAUUCCUCAAGAAAUUGGAUGGUUGAGAUUCUUAUCCUUCUUGGCCCUUCAUUACAAUAGACUUAGUGGUUCCAUUCCUUUAGAAAUGAAUAAUAUCACUCAUUUGAAAAUAUUGCACUUAGUUGAGAAUAACUUCACUGGCCAACUACCACAAGAGAUAUGCCUUGGUGGUGUUCUUGAAAACUUUACGGCCUUUGGAAACCAUUUCACUGGUCCCAUACCAAAAAGCUUGAAAAAUUGCACUAGCUUAUUCAGAGUUAGGCUUGAAAGAAACCAACUGACGGGGGACAUAGCCGAAAGUUUCGGUGUGUACCCGGCCCUAAAUUAUAUUGAUCUAAGCAGCAACAAUUUUUAUGGUGAGCUUUCUGAGAAAUGGGGGCAGUGCCACAUGCUCACAAGCCUGAACAUCUCCAACAACAAUAUUUCUGGUGCUAUACCGCCUCAACUUGGGAAAGCAAUUCAACUGCAACAACUUGAUCUCUCCGCCAAUCAUCUAAGUGGGAAGAUCCCAAAAGAGUUGGGUAUGUUGCCAUCAUUGUUCAUAUUGUUGUUAGGAGACAACAAUCUUUCAAGCAGUAUUCCUUUGGAAUUGGGAAACUUAUCCAAUCUUGAAAUUCUUAACUUGGCAUCAAACAACUUAAGCGGUCCAAUUCCCAAACAGCUGGGAAACUUCUUGAAAUUACGGUUCUUCAACUUGAGCGAGAAUAGAUUUGUGGAUAGCAUUCCUGACGAAAUUGGAAAGAUGCAAAAUCUUGAAAUUCUCGAUCUUAGUCAAAAUAUGUUGACAGGAGAGGUUCCACCGCUGCUUGGAGAAUUAAAGAACCUGGAAACGUUGAAUCUCUCCCAUAACGGGCUCUCUGGCACCAUCCCACACACGUUUGAUGAUCUGAUAAGCCUGACAGUUGCUGAUAUAUGCUACAAUCACUUGGAAGGUCCUCUCCCCAACAUCAAAGCUUUCGCUCUAUUUGAGGCAUUCAAAAAUAAUAAAGGUCUGUGUGGAAAUAAUGUCACUCAUCUCAAGCCAUGCAGUGAGUCGAAAAAGGCCAACAAGUUUUCUGUUUUGAUCAUAGUGCUCCUCACUGUGAGCACUCUAUUGUUCUUAUUUGCUUUUAUUAUUGGCAUUUAUUUUCUUUUCCAAAAAUUGAGGAAGAGAAAAACCAAGUCUCCAGAAGCAGAUGUUGAAGAUCUAUUUGCAAUAUGGGGCCAUGAUGGAGAAUUGUUGUAUGAGCACAUCAUACAGGGGACCGACAAUUUCAGUUCCAAACAGUGUAUCGGCACUGGAGGAUAUGGUACUGUUUACAAGGCUGAGUUGCCAACAGGUCGGGUUGUUGCUGUGAAAAAACUUCACUCAUCACAAGAUGGAGAUAUGGCUGAUUUGAAAGCUUUCAAAAGCGAGAUUCAUGCUUUAACACAGAUAAGGCAUCGCAACAUCGUCAAGCUUUAUGGCUUCAGUUCAUUUGAACAGAUCUCAUUUUUGGUUUAUGAGUUUAUGGAAAAUGGGAGCUUGCGAAACAUUCUAAGCAACGACGAAGAAGCAGAAAAAUUAGAUUGGAUUGUGAGGCUAAACAUUGUUAAAGGCGUGGCUAAAGCUUUAUCUUACAUGCACCAUGACUGCUCACCUCCUAUAGUUCAUCGAGACAUAUCGAGCAACAAUGUUUUGUUAGAUUCAGAAUAUGAGGCUCAUGUAUCUGACUUUGGCACGGCUAGGCUUUUAAAGUUGGACUCAUCUAAUUGGACUUCAUUUGCAGGAACUUUUGGUUAUACUGCUCCAGAACUUGCUUACACGAUGAAGGUUGAUAAUAAAACUGAUGUUUAUAGCUUCAGAGUGGUAACAUUGGAAGUAAUUAUGGGAAGGCAUCCUGGAGAACUCAUCUCGUCCCUGUUAUCGUCAGCGUCCUCAUCAUCCUCAUCACCAUCAACUGUGGACCAUCGCCUAUUGAAUGAUGUGAUGGACCAGCGCCCCUCACCUCCUGUGAAUCAAGUGGCUGAGGAAGUAGUGGCUGUAGUGAAGUUAGCAUUUGCAUGCUUGCGUGUUAAUCCCCAAUCUCGGCCGACUAUGCAACAAGUUGGUCGAGCACUCUCGACACAGUGGCCACCAUUGUCAAAACCGUUUUCCAUGAUAACGUUGGGUGAGCUGCUGGGUCAUGCUAGCUGAGGGUCCUCCCUUCUCCAUGAUGUAAAGUUGUUAUUUUGACUUGGUAUUGUUAUUUCCAAUAUGUUAUAUAUUGCAUAUGGACGUUUACUCACCCACGUGUAUCAACGACAAAGACGAAUCUCCAUCACAUUAAUUGAUGCUUUUGGCUGCAUUCAAUAAUUUCAAUGGCGGGUUCCUUUCUAGAGAAGUAGAGAUCCAUUCCAAUCUCUUUAAUUAUUUGCAUUUCUUUCAAUUUGGCCAUGGAAAAAUUAUCCAAAAUAUUUAGAAUUAGUUGACAAGUAUUCAAAAC
Molecule: messenger RNA, 3810 nt
Organism: Vitis riparia (riverbank grape)
Lineage: Eukaryota; Viridiplantae; Streptophyta; Magnoliopsida; Vitales; Vitaceae
Product: probable leucine-rich repeat receptor-like protein kinase At1g35710
Biological process (GO): hormone-mediated signaling pathway; protein phosphorylation
Cellular component (GO): plasma membrane
Molecular function (GO): ATP binding; protein kinase activity; protein binding
Source: RefSeq, a predicted model, not a curated record